Molecule: messenger RNA, 888 nt
Organism: Ostertagia ostertagi
Lineage: Eukaryota; Metazoa; Nematoda; Chromadorea; Rhabditida; Trichostrongylidae
Source: the annotation of a GenBank genome assembly
CCUGCGUUCCACGAGUUCUGCAGAAUGGUGUCUCGUUUGAAGACCAAUUUCCAAUUGUGCGAACUAAUAAAAGUGCCUGAUUAUGCUGCUGUUAUGCGCCUUCUAGCACAGUUCACUGUGGAAAGCCUGCGGAUGAUGGAUCUUUCCGCAAACAGUACCUAUUUUCUGUUGACAUUUUGGCAACGUAUGGUCACUUCUGUUCCAUAUGUUCGCAGCAGUGAAGAUCAUCUACUUAAUCUGUGUUGCCCUGAGAUUAUGACGGCGUUUGUGGAGAGCCGAUUGCAGAACGUUGAAAGAGUUGUGAGAGACGGCCAUGAUGAUCCAUUGGAAGAUCAAGGAGCGACACUCCAAAUAAUGGAGCACUUAGCGAUUAUAUGUCGAUGCGAGUAUGAGAAGACUGCACAACUGCUAGCAAACGCUUUCGACGAAAAUGCGAGAAUUAUGGAAGCAGGACCAGAGGGGGUUGGUUUUUUUUUCGUUGAUGCUGAUUCUUCUCGGUUUUUUCCUUUGAUUAGGAUAUUCGAGUUGUUAUUGCGGAAGGUAGGGCUUGUAUGGUUGGUAACAUUGAUUGGUACUGCAGUUUUUGGAAAAACGGCUGUGUCAAAUAACGAGGAGCACGACAAAAUGGAUGGAGAUCUUGUGGCGAGAUGCCUGAAAUUUAUGCGAAUCAGCGACAAUCGACUUAUCUUUCCCACAACAGUUAAUGCCAAUCCAGGGAAAGGAAAUGUGCGUCUUGAGGUGGCCUUCAUUCAUCUUCUAGAACAGUUCCGUCGUGCAUAUAUUAUGGACCAGAUAACCAAAUCGAGCCCUGUGUAUGACAAGCUAAACACGGAGUUAGGUGUUUCUGACGAAACAGAUAUGCUCAGUGUUAUUGUUCAGAAAAUGUAA